Molecule: messenger RNA, 1294 nt
Organism: Thalassophryne amazonica
Lineage: Eukaryota; Metazoa; Chordata; Actinopteri; Batrachoidiformes; Batrachoididae
Product: doublecortin domain-containing protein 2C-like
Exons: 13
Coding region: 122-1294 (390 amino acids)
Biological process (GO): intracellular signal transduction
Cellular component (GO): microtubule; protein phosphatase type 2A complex; microtubule organizing center
Molecular function (GO): protein phosphatase regulator activity
Source: RefSeq, a predicted model, not a curated record
GCCAGUGAUUCAGCUCAAGGAUAAUCAAAAAUUGAGGCCUUUCUCCAUAAAAGUUUUUACCAAUGGAGAGCCUCUAAUUCCUUCAGUUAACAUCAAGAUUCCAAAAUAUGCACUGAAGUCAAUGGAAAGCGUUUUAGCCAUUGUUGCAGACGUCAUGUCCCUUCGUACUGGAGUGAAGAGUCUUUACACACUUGAUGGACAACCUGUUAAAUCUGUGACGGAGUUGAAGUUUGACGGCUGUUACGUUGCUGUUAGUAAGGGGAAGUUUAAACCUGUUCAGUACUACUUCAGCAAGAAAUGUGACGGGAACAAAUGUAAAGAGAAACUAUUUGUUCAAGCAGUACGUCAUAAAGAAGACAUUAAACCUGUUGUUCAGACCAAAACCGAGGCGACUGGUAAAAAUGAGAGAAAUCCAAAAAUAGAGUAUUUCACCAUCGAUGUUUUCACCAAUGGAGAGCCUCUAAUUCCUUCAGUGACUGUAAAAAUUCCAAAGACGGCUCUGAAGUCAAUGGACAACGUCUGCAGCGUGGUGGGAUCCAUGAUGUGCUCUCAUGCUGGAGUGAAGAGGCUUUACACACUUGAUGGACAGCUUGUGAAAGAUCCACAAGACUUGAAGAACGAUGGAAAAUAUGUUGCUGUUACCAGGGGAAGGUUUAAACCUGCCGACUACUUCCAGCCAGUCCGAGUGCCCCUGAAGAAAAAGGGGAAGAAUAAAUGUGAAGAAACUCCACCUGCUGUUCAGGCGACACGUCACAAAAAACAAGUGGAUGACAAGAUCAAGGAGAAGAAGGAUGACAUUUGGAUACAUCCCCCAAGUUCCAAACUGUCCUCCCCCCAUCAGUCAGAUGUGGAGACGUCUUCACCUGCAUUGUCUAACAAAGAUGUUGCUGAAUCUGGUUGUCAAGAAGAACCUGACAUCCAAGAAUCAGAGCAAAUCAAGAAGAACAUUGAAGAACAGCAGAAGAUCUGCCCACCAACACGUGAGGAGGAGAUCAUCAUAGAACUGCUGGAGCAAUGCUCCGAGGUUUAUGACUUUUACGGUGACCCAGAAACGUACUUCCUCGAUUGUCAGAUGAAGGAGAUGAUGCUGAAUCAACUGUCUUCCUACAUCACAGACAAUAGGACCAUCAUCUCAGAGUGUCUAUACCCAGAGAUUGUGAGCAUGUGUGCUGCACACACGUUCAGGGCGUUGAGUCUAUCCUCUAAUCCUCCUGCUGCAGAGUUUCUUUCACAAAGUGAAGAACCCAAGCUGGAUCCUGCAUGGCCACAAAUCCAGGUACUACUGAGCAAAUGA